Messenger RNA from Budorcas taxicolor (takin), 1101 nucleotides. RefSeq names its product testis specific serine kinase 1B (gene TSSK1B). Lineage: Eukaryota; Metazoa; Chordata; Mammalia; Artiodactyla; Bovidae. Gene Ontology annotation, molecular function: protein serine/threonine kinase activity; ATP binding; tau-protein kinase activity. The coding region runs from base 1 to 1101 and encodes 366 amino acids. Gene Ontology annotation, cellular component: cytoplasm. The transcript has a single exon. Gene Ontology annotation, biological process: protein phosphorylation; microtubule cytoskeleton organization; intracellular signal transduction. The record is from RefSeq and is a predicted model, not a curated record.
AUGGAUGACGCUGCCGUCCUCAAGCGACGAGGCUACAUCAUGGGGAUCAAUUUGGGAGAGGGCUCCUACGCCAAAGUCAAGUCCGCCUACUCGGAGCGCCUCAAGUUCAACGUGGCGGUCAAGAUCAUCGACCGCAAGAGAGCCCCCACCGACUUCCUGGAGAAGUUCCUGCCCCGGGAGAUCGAGAUCCUGGCCAUGCUCAACCACCGCUCCAUCAUCAAGACCUACGAGAUCUUCGAGACGUCCGACGGCAAGGUCUACAUCGUCAUGGAGCUCGGCGUGCAGGGCGACCUCCUCGAGUUCAUCAAGACCCGGGGGGCCCUGCAGGAAGACGAUGCACGCAAGAAGUUCCACCAGCUGUCCUCGGCCGUCAAGUACUGCCACGACCUGGACGUCGUCCACCGCGACCUCAAGUGCGAGAACCUCCUCCUCGACAAGGACUUCAACAUCAAGCUGUCCGACUUCGGCUUCUCCAAGCGCUGCCUGCGGGACGACAGUGGCCGGCUGACGCUGAGCAAGACCUUCUGCGGGUCGGCGGCGUACGCGGCCCCCGAGGUGCUGCAGGGCAUCCCCUACCAGCCCAAGGUGUACGACAUCUGGAGCCUGGGCGUGAUCCUCUACAUCAUGGUCUGCGGCUCCAUGCCGUACGACGACUCCAACAUCAAGAAGAUGCUGCGAAUCCAGAAGGAGCACCGCGUCAACUUCCCGCGCUCCAAGCACCUGACGGGCGAGUGCAAGGACCUCAUCUACCGGAUGCUGCAGCCGGACGUCACCCGGCGCCUGCACAUCGACGAGGUCCUCAGCCACUGCUGGGUGCAGCCCAAGGCCCGGGGCCUGUCCUCCGCAGCCGUCAACAAGGAGGGCGAGGGCUCCCGGGCCCCCGAGCCCCCGGGGACCCCCGAACCCAGCUCCGACAAGAAGUCCGCCACCAAGCUGGAGCCCCGGGAAGAGGCGCAGCCCGAGCCCCGGACUGAGCCCGGCCCCGAGGAGACUGCGACGGUGCAGGUGUCCCGGCAGUCGGAGGCCGUGGGUCUGCCCAGCGAGCAGCCCAGCAAGACCGAGGAGGGGGCGCCCCCGCAGCCUGCAGAGACACAUGCCUAG